Dama dama (fallow deer) is the source of this 4854-nucleotide messenger RNA. RefSeq names its product tripartite motif containing 10 (gene TRIM10). NCBI's taxonomy places the organism in Eukaryota, Metazoa, Chordata, Mammalia, Artiodactyla, Cervidae. The transcript is spliced from 7 exons. The record is from RefSeq and is a predicted model, not a curated record. Gene Ontology annotation, molecular function: protein binding; zinc ion binding. Bases 684 to 2153 code for a protein of 489 amino acids.
UUCCAACCCUUUGGGCAGCCGACGGCAGGCCGGUUGGAGCAUCACUGGUGAAGUUGCUUGUGCCCUGAUCCACCGCCCCCGCCCGGGGCACAACACCCUUAUCUGGGUCCCCACACUCCCCUGGGUUGGCUGAUACCCUCAAUCUCCCUGGAGACAGCUGGUCCUACUGCAGGGAGGCUGGGUGGCAUCACUGCUCUGUGACCAGUCUCCCUUCUGCUCCCCAAAGAAGAACAGUCUCUUCCACCCGUGGGUGGUUAAGAUACUUUCCUUCUACCGUGAGCGUCUCUGGAUGGAUGGGACGAAGCAGCAACCUGCUGGUCACGGGCACCAGCUCAGACAGUAACUGAGGUCAUCUCUGGGAGGCUGUCACGCCUUCUUCUCCCCCUCCUCUGCUAUUUCUCUGUCUCUGCCAUUGGAGGUGUGUGUCUGUUCCUUUGGGAGGGGGCAAGCAGAACCCUGGCUGCCAGACAUGCAAGAGGGUUCCUUGCUCUUGUGUGCAAGUGCGGGUGUGUAUGUGUGUGACCAUGAGGCUGUCACUGGGUAUGUAGGAUGCCCCUGUGUCUGGCCGUGUGUGCACGUGGGUGCGUGAGUGUGCGCUGUGUGUCCUCACUGUUCUCCCAGCCCUGCCCCCCAAGCCAAGCAGAGAGGGUGACCUUGAAGAGGUCACAAGCAGCAGCAGCACCAUGGCCUCAGCUGCUUCCGUGACCAGCCUGGCAGAUGAGGUCAACUGCCCCGUCUGCCAAGGGACCCUCAGAGAACCGGUCACCAUCGACUGUGGCCACAACUUCUGCCGAGUCUGCCUCACCCGCUACCUGGAGAUCACCAGCCCGGACCCCGAGGAGCCCCCGACCUGCCCGCUCUGCAAGGAGCCUUUCCGUCCAGGGAACUUCCGGCCCAACUGGCAGCUGGCCAACGUGGUGGAGAACAUUGAGCGUCUCAAGCUGGUGACCCAGAUGGACUCAGACGAGGAGGACGUCUGCCCCGAGCACGGGGAGAAGGUCUACUUCUUCUGCGAGGACGAUGAGAUGCAGCUGUGCGUGGUGUGCCGGGAGGCCUGGGAGCACCGCGCCCACACCGUGCGCUUCCUGGAGGACGCAGCGGGGCCCUACCGGGAACAAAUACAGAAGUGUCUUGAGUGUCUAAGAAAAGAGAGAGAGGAGAUUCAAGAAAUUCAGUCAAGGGAAAAUCGAAGGAUACAAGUCCUCCUGACUCAGGUGGCCACCAAGAAACAAAAGGUGAUUUCUGAGUUUGCACAUCUGAGCCAAUUCCUGGAAGAGCAGCAGAGCAUCCUCCUAGCCCAGCUGGAGAAGCUGGAUGAGGACAUCCUGAAGCAUCGGGAUGAGUUUGAUGUCCUGGUCACUGGGGAGAUUGGCCGGUUCAACACCCUCAUUGAGGAACUGGAGGAGAAGAAGGAGAGGCCGGCGAGGGAGCUCCUGACGGAUAUCAGAAGCACUCUAAUCAGAUGUGAAACCAGAAGGUGCCGGAAACCAGUGGCUAUAUCUCCGGAGCUGGGCCAGAGGAUUCGGGACUUCCCCCAGCAAGCCUUCCCGCUGCGGAGGGAGAUGAAGCUGUUUCUGGAAAAACUCAGCUUUGAGUUGGAUUAUGAGCCAGCGCACAUCUCUCUAGACCCCCGGACUUCCCACCCCAAGCUCCUGCUGUCCGAGGACUACCAGCAGGCUCGUUUCUCCUACAAGUGGCAGAAGUCACCGGACAACCCCCAGCGUUUUGACCGGGCCACCUGUGUCCUGGCCCACGGUGGCUUCACAGGGGGCAGACACACGUGGGUGGUCAGUGUGGACUUGGCUCACGGGGGCAGCUGCACCCUGGGCGUGGUCAGUAGGGACAUCCGCCGGAAGGGGGAGCUGCGGAUGCGGCCAGAGGAGGGGGUGUGGGCGGUGAGGCUGGCAUGGGGCUUCGUCUCAGCCCUGAGCUCUUUCCCCACCCGCCUGACCUUGGAGGAGCAGCCCCAGCAGGUGCGGGUGUCCAUUGACUACGAGGUGGGCUGGGUGACCUUUGCCAACGCCGUCACCCAGGAACCCAUUUACACCUUCACUGCCUCCUUCACCCAGAAGGUCUUUCCCUUCUUUGGGCUCUGGGGCCGAGGGUCCAAGUUCUCCCUGAGUUCCCAAGAGGGUGCAGAUACCCUGUCCUAAGCACAGGGCUCAAAGAGAGGACCUAAGGACUUGACCCUGGCUGGGUCACCUGAGAUUUGAAAUGACUGCUUUAGAUGAUGUGAUAGAGUUGGGACUUUGGAGAGGGACAAGGUGGGAUGACCUUCAGUCUGCUGAUCAAGCCCUUUCCUCAACGCUGGGUGGAUGGGACUCAGACCACUGCCAGCCCUCCUCACCACCAUCCCCACCAGGCACAGAAGUACUGUGUAAGAGGCAGGAAUACUGGAUUUGAGGGAGGAAGGCUUGGAUUCUAGACCCAGCCUGGUAAUCAACUUAUUAUAUGAUCUUAAACUAGGCAUCUCACCUCUCUUCAUCUUGUUUUCUCCCCUAAAAUAUUAGAGUUCAUCUACUCAUAUCCUUAGGAAAUAUUUGUUGUGUGCUAAUUAUGAGCCAAGCAGUAUGGUAGCCACUGGUGACAUGAAAAGGAAAAGAAACAAAUAAACAAUAAAAUCCCCACAAAACUUGUCCUGUAUCUGAAGGAGGUCAUGAGAAGAGACAGAGACAUAAGGAGGAAAGGAGAGCACAGUGUUGUGAUACAAGUCUGAUCUGGGCACUAGGACAGCCCAGAGGAGGGGUAUAACCCAUUAGGAGGCAGGAGGUGAGUUGGGGAUGGCUUUCUAGAAAGGGGAAGUCUAAAAGAUGGGUAUAGUGGGACUUCCCUGGCAGUCCAGUGGUUAAGACUCCAUGCUUCCAAUGCAGGGGAUGUGGGUUCGAUCCCUGGUCAGCAGACUAAGAACCCACAUGCCUCAGGGUAUGGACAAAAAUAAAGAAAUAAAACCAAAAGAUGAUUAUAGUCAAUGAGGAAAAAAGGGGAAAAAGCAUCUUAGGGAGAAGGGGCGGCAGCAAAGUGGAUGGAUGAUCUGUGACCCAUGGGACACUGGGUCAUUUGCAUUGUCCUCAUGAGCUGAUUGCGUGUGACACCCACCCCUGACACCACUCAAUGCCUUCUUCUGGCUGAGAUGAAAAUGCAGGGCCUUGGUGGGAAGGGGUCAGGGAAGUUGUGGACAUAAGCCACAACCCGAGGUCCACACUCAUCCCCUGGAAAAUCAGGAAAAUCCUCUUCCUGAUCUGUUGAUCACCAUCUGACAUUGAGAAAUGAGACGAAAGGAAUAAGAUGGUGAACAGGAAUAAGUCCCAAAUAGCUCAGCUGUGGGGGCAGAGAUAGCACCAUCAUAAACUUUGUACUGGGGAAGGAAUCUCAGACAGAGGCAGGGAGUGAAUUGCCCAGAUGGAGUUACAGAGGGGGACCCGUGACUUGUAGCCCAAAGCACUGGGACUGCUCCAAGGCUGGAUAAGAAGUGUCAUCUGAGGGACUGGGCAGAAGGGAGAGAAUCAGGACUUUGUAAAGAUGUGUGGAUUUGGGUAGAGACCUUGUAGGGGAGCAGGUUGUAUUGGCAGAAGCUGUGGCCGCACGUGGUGUGAAGAAGCUGAGUGUUCAUGACUCCAGAAGCCACCCUGCCUGGUGCUGGUUCAGGGACAAGAACUAACAUGUGGCUACCUUGAGUUUGUAAGAUGAUUUCUGUCAUUUCAAGGAAGUUUAAAUCCUAUGUACAACAAAAGCAUUGUCUUAUAUUUUAUUUUUAGUUCUUGGUGGUGGUGUCACUUAUUCUGCUUGAAUGUAUCCUUCACUUUAAUACUGUCUCUGUUGAAUCUGCUUAGACAUAAAGUAAAACGUUCUAUCAUCUCCCCACUGGGGCCUCUGGGAGGAGUGAACCAUCCAGGUGCAAACUCUAAGGGGAGAUGAGCACAGUGUAUUGAGGCCCAGGCUCAGAAGCCACCCCAAAAGUUCUGUUAUUUACCCUCUUCUUUUUUUCCUCUUUUGACCAAAAGGAUUAUAGGAUCUUGGUUAUCCAACCAGGGAUUGAACCCAUGCCCACGGCAGUGAAAGCUGGCAUCCUAACCACAGGACUGCCAGGGAAUUCCCUGUUGUUUAUCCUCAGUUUAGUGGUGGUUUAGUCGCUAAGUUGUGUUCUACUCUUGACACCCCAUGGGCUGUAGUCUGCCAGGCUCCUCUGUCCCUGGGAUUCUCCAGGCAAGAUUACUGGAGUGGGUUGCCAUUCCUUCUCCAGGGGAUCUUCCUGACCCAGGAAUUGAACCCAGGUCUCCUGCAUUGCAGACAGAUUCUUUAUGGGCUUAGCUAUGAGGGAAGCCCUCAGUUUAGCAAGUAGAAAACAUGGGGAGAUCAGGAGCGAGGAACUGGAAAAUGAAGGUACAAUUGGUUUUUCUGGGAGUGUUCAGUAUUGCAUGUAAAAUGUGUAGUCAAAAAAAAAAAAGGCACAUUCAAGUCCUUAUAUAAUGGUAAAACAUACCACAAGUACCCAGACCUGAGAUUCCACCAAAAAGUGGAUUGUCUUUUUCUGUUUAUUUUUCACUGGCUUUAGUUGUGUUUUUAAAAAUGACUAUUAGCCUCUGGGUAAAUGUAUGAAGAUCCCAUUGUAAACAAACAAGAUAGCAUUGUAAAGCAAUUAUCCUCCAAUUAAAAUUAUAUAUAUACAUUAGAACUUAAAGAGAGAUUCUGGCCUGUUGAAAGACUUUGCAUAUAUUAUGUCACUUAAUCUUAGUAACCCUGCCAGGUAGCUCCUAUUAUUAUCUACCUUUUAAAGUUAAAAAAGCUGAGGCCUGGUGAAUUUUGUGUACUUGCUCAGCCAAAAUCAUGCACCUGGGAUUUUGAUUUAUGUCAGAC